AUGGCGUUGACCCGGCGAUUUCUGAUGAUGUUAGCUGCAUCGACCGUAUCAGCACAAUCGCAAACAGACAUGAGAAGUGAUCGGACUCUGGAUUCAACCACCAACAUCUUCGAUGUAAGUAUGCCUUGUUCCUUGGUGGAAGGAGCCGCAAUCCUCGAUGUCGUUGAAGGUGUGUCCUGUGCUUUUGCUGAUUCCCACGUACCCGGUGAAAUCUUCAACGCUAUACUCCUCAGCGCGCACUGUGCGAUUCGUCCCUCAACGACAGGCUCUCGCGGCUCACUCCUAAGUAAUCGCGAGGUAUUCGGUCUGAACAUGAUCGUCAACACGGUGAUGCCAUGA
Fulvia fulva is the source of this 339-nucleotide messenger RNA. RefSeq lists its product as uncharacterized. Bases 1 to 339 code for a protein of 112 amino acids. The record is from RefSeq and is a predicted model, not a curated record. The transcript has a single exon. NCBI's taxonomy places the organism in Eukaryota, Fungi, Ascomycota, Dothideomycetes, Mycosphaerellales, Mycosphaerellaceae.